Alligator sinensis (Chinese alligator) is the source of this 1692-nucleotide messenger RNA. It is a transcript of the gene RETREG2, whose product is annotated as reticulophagy regulator family member 2. NCBI's taxonomy places the organism in Eukaryota, Metazoa, Chordata, Crocodylia, Alligatoridae. The record is from RefSeq and is a predicted model, not a curated record. Bases 1 to 1653 code for a protein of 550 amino acids. The transcript has 10 exons.
AUGCUCCCUGCCAAGAGCCAGCCCAGGGCUGGGCCCGGGCCCCUGCCCUGCUCCCCCUCCCCGCAGCGCCGCAGCUCCCAAACCCCUUGGGCCCUGCCGGGCUCUCCCGCGCGUCCAGCCCAGGGGCCUGUCUACAUCCCAGGAUCGACCCCGGGCAGAGGCCAGACCUGGACUUCCCAUCGCAUCUGGACUCCAGAAAAACCCCGGUUGUUCUCCUCCACUUCCCUGCGGCCCCUCUUCCUGCUCAGCAUGUCCCUGCUUGGCUUUCUCUUGCUGGAGCGGUGGAAGCCCCGGUUCCUGUUUGACUUCUCUGCCCAGCCCUUGGAGGAGCCAGGAGGGGACAGUGAGGGGGCGACAGGGGCCCAGCCCCACCUGCUCAGCGUCCCGGAGCUGUGCCACUGUCUGGCUGAGAGCUGGGUCACCUUCAGGCUGUACCUGCAGGAGCUGCUGCAGUACAAGAGGCAGAAUCCGGCCAAGUUCUGUGCAAGUGUCUGUUCAGGCUGCCUCACCCUGGCUGUGGUCGGGCACUAUGUUCCAGGCAUCAUGAUCUCCUACAUCAUCUUGCUCAGCAUCCUGCUGUGGCCGCUGGUGGUUUACCAUGAGCUGAUCCAGAGGAUGUACACGCGCCUGGAGCCUGUCCUCAUGAAGCUGGACUACAGCAUGAAGGCCGAGACGCUGCAUCACAAGCAUGAGAAAAAAAGACGGCAGGGCAAGAGUGAGCCGGUGACCGGCGAUGACCCGAUGGCAGAAACGGAGAGCGAGAGCGAGGCAGAGCUGUCCGGCUUCUCCCCACUGGUGGAUGUGAAGAAGACAGCACUGGCCCUAGCCAUCACAGACUCGGAGCUGUCUGACGAGGAGGCUUCCAUCCUGGAGAGCGGGGGCUUCUCCGUGUCCCGGGCCACCACCCCACAGCUGACGGACGUGUCUGAAGACCUGGACCAGCAGAGCCUGCACAGCGAGCCGGAGGAAGCCUUCUCCAAGGACCUGGCGGAGUUCCCCUCGGUGGAAGAGUACCAUUCCAGAGACCUGGGUCCGGCGGGCGACGAGGAGGCCUUUGGGGUGCCCCUGGGUCCCGACCUGGCCCAUGCUGCCCGCGAGCUGGACUCAGCCGAGAAGGAGGCAGCAGACGCUGACCUGGCACUGCUGCGCCUGGCGUCUCCGCUCCACUUUGUAAAUACGCACUUCAAUGGGACCGGGCAGGCGGCGCCCAGCAGUGCAGAGCCCCCGCCCACCUCGGCCCCGGGCCUCGGCCUCCACCUCGAUGCGCUGAGCCAGGAGAUCGUCACCACGGCCAUCAGCACGGUGGUGCAGAACACCCUGUCGGCCCUGCUGCGCUCCUCAGAGGCCAGCGAGGGGCCAUCCCUCUCCGAGUUCCUCCCCGCCGAGCCGGAGGAGAGACUGAGUUUCCAGGCGCAGCUGGGUGAGGGUGAGGGCGAGGGCGAGGCGGCGGGGGCCGGGCCGGUGGCAUCACCCCAGGACGAGGACGAGGAUGAGGACGAGGAGGCGGACGACUUUGAGCUGCUGGAUCAGAGGGAGCUGGAGCAGAUGGAUGUGGAGCUGGGCCUUGGAGAGGGGCAGGGAGCCCCAGAGCCUCCUGCCCCGGCUGAGCUGCCAAAGCAGGAGGAAGAGGGGGCGGCAGCAGCUGUGUCCUAGGCCUGCUCCGCCGCCGCCGGACAGGAGGACGGCGCUGUG